Molecule: messenger RNA, 2813 nt
Organism: Xyrauchen texanus (razorback sucker)
Lineage: Eukaryota; Metazoa; Chordata; Actinopteri; Cypriniformes; Catostomidae
Gene: sox11a
Product: SRY-box transcription factor 11a
Biological process (GO): positive regulation of transcription by RNA polymerase II; anatomical structure morphogenesis; neuron differentiation
Molecular function (GO): DNA-binding transcription activator activity, RNA polymerase II-specific; RNA polymerase II cis-regulatory region sequence-specific DNA binding
Source: RefSeq, a predicted model, not a curated record
GGCAUAGAGAGCAGACGUACGCAGGUGACAAGUAGAGACUUUUGAGCAGUGGACUGACAAGACACUGCAACUGCACACGGGGCUGUUCAACACGAACCAUGGUGCAGCACACGGGGAUCAGCGAAGCGGAUGGCGUGUCCAGAGAAGCGACCGACUCCGAUGAAAGUGAGUUCAUGGCAUGCAGCCCGGUGUCGAUAAACCCGGACUGGUGCAAGACAGCAACGGGACACAUCAAGAGACCGAUGAACGCGUUCAUGGUGUGGUCUAAAAUCGAGCGGAGAAAGAUCAUGGAGCAGUCUCCGGACAUGCACAACGCAGAGAUCUCCAAACGCCUGGGCAAGCGCUGGAAAAUGUUGAAGGACUGCGAAAAGAUACCUUUCAUCAGGGAAGCCGAGAGGCUCCGAUUGAAACACAUGGCUGAUUAUCCUGAUUACAAAUACAGACCCAAGAAAAAGCCAAAGCUGGACAGUUCCUCAAAGACGUCGACGCCGUCUCUGGAGAAGUGCAACAAAAUGCCCAGGAACUCCGCUAAGAGGUGUUCAAAACUCAAAGCGAGUAAGACGGGAACCAAGUCGCAUCACGGCUACGGAGAUGAGUUCGCAUUCAAGAGCAUGAAAGUUUCAAAGAUUGUUAUAAAAAGCGAAUUCACGGACGAAGAUGACGACGACGACUAUGAGGAGGACUCUCGAGUCCGAGUCAAGGAGGAGGAGGAAGAGGAGCAGAUCCAAGCGUACAACGUAGCGAAAGUUCCCGCCAGCCCGACUUUGAGUUCGUCGACGGAAUCGGAGGGCGCGAGCAUGUACGAGGACGUCCGAAACGACGCGUCCAACAACAACAGACUCUUUUACAACUUCAAAAAUAUCACCAAGCAGAGCACAAUGUACCCCGCAUCCGUCUCACCAGCAUCCUCGCGGUCGGUGUCCACUUCGUCCAGCUCGAGCGAAGACGCGGACGACUUGCUGUUUGACUUCAGCGUGAACUUCGCCUCGUCCACGCAAAGCUCGGAGCAACAUUCAGGGAAUCUGUCCCUCUCUCUGGUGGAUAAGGAGUUGGAGUCUUUCAGUGAGGGCAGUCUGGGUUCUACUUUGAAUUUCCAGACUACUGUACGCCCGAGCUCAGCGAAAUGAUAGCAGGGGACUGGCUCGAAGCGAACUUUUCUGACUUGGUUUUUACUUACUAAAUAAGACAUGAAUAAUAACAGAUGGGAUAGAUUGAAUGCUAUAUUCUGUACAUGUUUCUUACCCCUGCCGCCUUUUGGUCUUGUACCUAUAGGGGCUUUGGGAAGGAGGCGGGGAGAGGUUUGAGGAAUUAGAUGCUUAUGAAGCUGGUACUGUAGCAAAAAAAAAAAAAAAAAAUGAAAUAAAAAAAAAGUCUGCAGAGUUUUUUCUUUCUGGCAGCAUGACAGGGUUUUAUGGAUUUUUUUCUGUAGGUCUGCAGUUACUGUUCAACUAAAGCGGACCGCAAAGGGAAAAUCUGAGAACUUCUAUGCAUCUUUUACCCUCUUUCUAACUGCAGGGAGCUGAAAAUGUAAAGACUGUGGACUGAUCUGUGAACUGUUACUGUUCAGGACGUUAAUUUCAGACGUUUAGUCAUUUAUAAAUGCCAGAACCUUUUUUUUUUUUUUUUUUUUAACUGAUUCUGUUUACCUACUGGUUUAAACUUAAGCAGCCUAAACUUCUCCAGAGUUGCAGGUGUUCGACGAAGCAUUUUGAUACAUAACAGACCUCAUCUUUUUAAAAUAAAGCAAACUAUUUUCAGGCAUAUUUUUGUACAGUUCAAAAAGGGAAUGUUCUUACUGGGCACUCAGUGAGUUUCAGGCACUUCAUCCCUUUAUCGUUUGUUUUAGCAUGCAAGGGAGUCCUGGGACUAAGGAUUAAGUUGUAAUGAAAACUUGCAUAGAAAAUGCCUUGUGAUUUUAAGUUUGGUUUUGUACAGCUGUAGAUCAAAUUUGUCGAGUAUUUGUAGAACAUGUGGCAUUGGGGAGGGGGGCGAGAUGCAUACCUCAGUGCUGGUAUUAGUUUCAAGAUUGUAUAUGUACUGUAAAUUAGUAAAGUUAGGAGUUUAUGUAUAUCAUACUCGUGAUAUGUGGGUGGGUCCCAAAUCGCAGGUGUGAGACUGGAUAUUUUUUUCUUUCUUUCUAAAGGCACAUACUGUUUCCCCUUCAUUUUUCGUGCAAUAUAUUUACUUGUAAAUGCAGACCAUCUACAUUUUUUUUUUUUUGCAUUUUUGUAGCAGAUGAUGGACAGACUUGUGCUCUGUCAACAUCAUUAUUUGUCAUGAUGCUGAAGUCACUGAUGAAUAAAUAAAUCAGCUGGAACUGAUAGUAACUGAAUAUGGUCAAGCAGUGUGAUGUUUUUCUGUGGAGGAAAAACCCCACCACACCAUUUCUCUUUAAAAUAGCCCACAGAAUUAGACUAUUGAUGUCCAAAUCUAAAAGUUAAUAAUUUUUUUAAAUUUGCCAUUAUGGGCAAAUAAUGAAUGUCGGUGGUCUGGCAAAAGGAAAAACCAAGAAAGCAAAAAAGGUACAUUCCAUAUCCUCGUUUCAUAAGAUGAAACAUUUUAUUUACGACUUAAGACUGCCACCUUUUCUAUUAAAAAACAACAACAACAACAACCAUAAACCUGUACUUUUAUUUCUUGCACUUAAACAUAUUUUGUUUAUUUUUAUGUGGGUCUUACAUGAAGUCUGUUUUGAUACAAGGUUUGGAAUAUGAUGGACUAUUUGACAGGAAAAAUGGUAAAGUACUAAGCAGUCCAGCCUCACGUUCCAAAUGUGAAUCUCUCUUUGACUCAUCUUUUAAUAAACAAAUACU